Sycon ciliatum is the source of this 4449-nucleotide messenger RNA. RefSeq lists its product as uncharacterized. Gene Ontology annotation, cellular component: nuclear RNA-directed RNA polymerase complex. Bases 79 to 3540 code for a protein of 1153 amino acids. Gene Ontology annotation, molecular function: RNA-directed RNA polymerase activity. Gene Ontology annotation, biological process: siRNA processing. The transcript is spliced from 4 exons. NCBI's taxonomy places the organism in Eukaryota, Metazoa, Porifera, Calcarea, Leucosolenida, Sycettidae. The record is from RefSeq and is a predicted model, not a curated record.
ACGGAUUCGCUUGCGAGCUUCCAACUGCAUGCCCCUCAGUAUCGGGCGCCUUCAGCGGCACCACCUUCAACAACAACAAUGGACGUUGAAGUAAUGGCCGCCGCAACAGCUGCUGUGGCUGACGCGUCUGCAACGGCAAAUCAUCAUGAGCUACAUAUCGGCAAUCUUCCGAAGGGUACGGAAGCCAAGGCGGUCGUGGACGCUCUCCAGAGCCAGUCGGGGUUCACCUUCCAAGUCCUGACGUGUUCCGUGAAGCACAACUCACGCAGCGGCAAGUCCUACGCGCUUGCCAGCGUGGAGAGCAAGUCGAUCUUGCAGAAGAUCGUUCGGGUGAGCAACGUAGGACCGGGCAUUCGCAUCGACAGCAGGAAACUCCAAGUAAACCCGUCGAACAGGUCAGGGCCAGUAUGCCACACUCGACCUGAGCAAAUCAGCACAGUUUCGGUUAAAUCUUUCUCCUUGGGUGUAUUCAUGGAACGCAGAAACACCUUCUUCCACCGCUGGUCUUCGUCACCAGAGUACAAGGCUGUCAAGUGUACCAUGAACCUGGAUGACAAUACAAUAUCGCUUCAGAUCUCGUCAGACGCAUUUCACUAUAUGCUCAAGUUCUCCAUAUGGGAUCUUGAUAGCUAUGUUGUCAUGGCAGACAGUUACGGAACAGCGCAGAAGCUAGCUCUCUGCUUUAACCUGGCUGCAGAGGUGUAUCGAAUUCCGCAGGCGAAGAACACAGGUGACCUCGAGGCCGAGGAAGAGUCUUCGAACGACAUGGAGUACGUAUUUGACGAUGCGCAGUCCCCAGCCUGGGAACGCACACUGGAUACAUUCACGACUUGUAGCGACGUUCUGGGACAAUACUUUCACGUGCUCUUGGAUGGAAGCGGUCGACCUCAUCUGACACGCUUUGUCUGUGAGCUACAAAACAAAUACGAGGAUCUUGAGUUUAUUACGCAAGGUUUCAACGUCAUGCCUCUACCGAUCACACUCAGCCGUCGUCGGUAUGAUCAGAUAGCCUUGAAGUACAACCAUCGCUUCCAGGAGCUCUUUCAACUGGAGGUACUCGUCGCGCAGGGUCUGAUCUAUCGUGAGAUGCUCAGUGCGGAGUUUUUCCGAGCACUGGCGCAAGACAGAGCAUACCAAGCGUUGCGUCACUACAUGUUGUCUGGGGAGAGGAAGGUUAUGGAGUAUCCACUGGCCGAUCUGCGCGAUGGCAUCGCUCUGGUCGCAAGAGGAGCUGCUGCCCUGGGCGAUGACAUGGGUAGCAGACCACCGUUGAGUGACCAGUCGGACGCGGGCGACGGAGGCCAGACGCACGUCUGGGUCUAUCGGCUCAAUGUCACGCCUCUCACCACGUACGCCAUAGGGCCGGAAUUGGACAUACCGAACCGCGUACUGCGACACUACAUACGCAAGAACCCAGGGCUGAUACAAAGCUUUCUCCGAGUGCACUUCGUCGACGAGAAUCAGCAGCGACUGCGAGUUGGCAACGCGGAACACCCCUUGCAGGAUAUCCUCGACGACGUUAAGCGGAAGCUGGUGGAGGGCAUCAUGCUGUGCGGACGACGCUACAGUUUUCUGGCAAUGUCCAACAGCCAGCUGCGUGAGCAUGCCUGUUGGUUCGUCUGCACUGCCGGUGAUGUGUCGGCAUCGUCAAUUCGCCAGUGGAUGGGCGACUUCCAGGGCAUCAAGAAUGUGGCCAAGUAUGCAGCACGCAUGGGCCAGUGCUUCUCCAGCACGUCAACAUCCGGUCGUCUUGUCAUUCAGGAACACGAGUACGACAUCGUAGAAGAUAUCAAGACACCAGCCGUCCCCGGACAGAAGACGUACACGUUCUCCGACGGCAUCGGCAUGAUCAGCCACGAGUUCGCUAAGGAGGCUCUGACAAGUACGCAGCUGAAAACAAGUGGUCAGGCGGCAGCAUUCCAGAUCCGCUUUGCCGGGUUUAAGGGCGUCGUGGCCGUCAGCUGUGACCUGCCGCGGCAUCUCAAGCUGCGUCUGCGCCCGAGCAUGCGCAAGUUUGAGAGUAGCCAUCUGCAGCUGGAGGUGAUCCAGGUAGCGCGGCGGUUCCCCGGCCAUCUCAAUCGCGAAAUCAUCCUGCUGCUGAGCACUCUCGGAAUAAAGGAUGACGUGUUCAUAGGACUGCAGCGCGGCAUGAUCGGCAAGUUAAACUUAAUCACGGAAAAACGAAAGGCAGCUAUGGUGGAGAUCGCAAGAAGCCAUUGUCUUCAGGAGGUCUACGCCACCACCACCACCAUGCAUGCCAUGAUGGCCGCAGGAAUCAGCCCCGGCGGAGAUCCUUACCUGCAAGGCCUUCUUCUGGCUUACCGUCAAAACUAUCUGCUCAAUCUCGAGGACAAGGCACACAUCAAUGUCGAGAAGGCGGCACUGCUUAUGGGUGUGCUCGAUGAGAGCAAAACUCUCGACUACGGCGAGGUCCUCAUCCAAAUAUCGGAACGGGGUGAUGUAGUGCCCAUCAUCGGACGCGUGGCUAUAGCCAAGAACCCAUGUCUGCAUCCGGGUGAUAUUCGAUUGCUGAAUGCAGUGCGACCACCAUCCGACAAUGCCUACCUGUCCGCUCUGGUUAACUGCCUGGUGUUCCCGGCAAAGGGCAAACGACCACACCCGGACGAGUGCAGCGGAUCCGAUCUGGACGGUGAUCAGUACUUUGUCACGUGGGAGCCGGCAUUGUUGCCAUUGCCCGGGCGUAUCGUGGAGCCUGCUGACUACGACACAGCACCACCGCUGGUACAGCACGCUGUCACCAUCGAGAAGAUCUGCAAGUUCUUCACCGACUAUAUGAAAACCGACGUACUUGGACAGAUCUGCAUCGCACAUCAAGCCAAGGCCGAUACAUCGCCACGCAAGGCCCUGGACCCGAUUUGCCGAGAGCUGGCCGAAAUGCAAUCAACAGCCGUCGACUAUCCCAAGACUGGAGUGGUCGUGGAAAUGAAAAUACGUCAUCGUCCUAAGGAGUUCCCCGAUUUCCUCAAGAAGACCAGCAAGAAUUCCUACAGAUCACAAAAGGUUAUCGGAAAGCUGUUCCGCACCAUAUCCAAUCACAAACCGCCGUUGUUUGAGAGAGCGGGCUUAUCUAUUAAUGAAGCCCUGAUCGUCGAUGGCAUGGGAGAGUAUCUAGACGAUGCCCAGCACCUUUUGUACGAUUACAAUCAGCAGCUGGCCGCUAUCAUGCGUCGCUAUGGUGUCUGGAAGGAAGCUGAAGCAGUUGGAGGCUACAUGGUGAAGGUGACGUCACGCCACCAUCGCAGACAGAAGCUGCAGGAUGUGCAGGCACAGGUACGUUUGGAAACACUACGACUCCGUCAGCACUACUAUGAGCAGAACUUCACUGGUCUGGACCCUGUCACAAGGUGGAGCAAGGCGUCCGCAUGGUACUACGCAGCCUAUGACAGCGGUCCCACCGCCGUUGCCAUAUCAACCAGUAACAAGACGGCAAAGAAGGGCGCACAGUAUCUGCUAAGUUUUGGCUGGAUCCCGUACAGUGAGCUGUGUGAUAUCUUGAAGUCGAGGAAGCCAAUCCGUUAGUGAUGUCUGGUGACCAAUAUUGUCUUGUUGAAGAUAUCACGAUUCAAGUAACCUCGUUCCCUGUCGUUCUAUCAAUCACGCGCACACAUACACACACCACACACGCGCACACACACACACCGCACACACGCACACACACACGCACACGCACGUACACAUAACAAACACACACUCGCAUGCACACAUCCAUAUGCUUACAUGCCACGUGUACGCACAAACGCACACGCGGGCGCACGCACACACCCUCUCUCUCUCUCUCACUCACACAUACACACACAACCACACUCUCACUUGUUCCGUCUCUUCCUCCGUUUCCAACCCAACAGCCUGCCCCAGAGAGUCAUUAGGUGGAGUACGUACACUGCUUGACAUCGUGCACGUUUCGUCAUGCCACUACCCCGGAUACCUACCCAGCAUCUACUAGUACAAUCCAGUAUCUACACUUUCCAAUAUCCAGUACCUACACUGUCCUGUGCAUCUACACGGUCCAGUAUCUACAUGAUUGUACAUGUCUUGUAACGAACGACUGAUGUCACACUGGACGCGUCUUUAUGCCAUUACCCCAUCCCGAUGGUACCUGUCUAGUACUUUCCUGUUUUGUAACCCCGCUGGUCACUGCUGCACAUCAAGCAGGAUGGUGUCCAAACAUUGUACGGUCAUGUGCUUGUCUUGAAAUCUUUUCUUUUUUUUAAAUCUGGAACUGCCACUUGUCUUGAAAUCGAGUGGAUUAUUGUUAAAAAAUAAUUACUCAAAUAUGUCAUAUUAUGGUCUAAGUGUACGUGCGAGUAUGGUUUUUUUGGCUCAGUCUUGUCUUUUCGUCUUUUUCCUUCUGCGCCCCCUACAAGUCUAUUGUUGUGAGAUCUAUCAAACAAGGCCGGUCUAGGCAUCGUGAGAGCUACGUAGCUAACA